Messenger RNA from Pocillopora verrucosa, 3512 nucleotides. RefSeq names its product E3 ubiquitin-protein ligase TRIM71-like. Gene Ontology annotation, molecular function: zinc ion binding; protein binding. Lineage: Eukaryota; Metazoa; Cnidaria; Anthozoa; Scleractinia; Pocilloporidae. The record is from RefSeq and is a predicted model, not a curated record.
CAGACACACAAGGCGCCAUUGUUUUUUCGUGUCGGUGACUACGAAGGAAGCUUUCUGCUCCCUCGCCUUCGAUGGAUGUUGAAACGUUUCUCCACAAUCUCCGUGCUCGGGUAUGUUGUACUAUCUGUAAAAACAUAUUCACGGACCCAAAACAGCUCCCGUGUCUCCAUGAUUUCUGUCUACAAUGCUUGGAACGUCGGCACGAAACAAGCCAUGGUCGAGACACAAUCAAAUGUCCGGAUUGCCAAGCUCUUAGCACAGUGCCCGAUAGUGGCGAUUUGAAAGAUCUACCGACCAGUUAUUAUCUGAACGGCUUGAUUGAUAUUUUAGCCAUUAAAGAGCGAAAAACCAGCCAAGUACGGUGUGGAAAUUGCGACAAGAAAAGCUCUCAGAGUUUUUAUUGUUUCCACUGUUGCAUUUUUUAUUGCCAAGAAUGCGUCAAGGGACACAACAUCCUUCGAAGCAACAAGGAUCAUCGUGUUCUGGCGCUCAAAGAUUUCCAAGACAAGGACUUUGAGGAUGUGUUGAAACGACCUUCUUUCUGUCCACAGAAGUGGCACGAGAAAGAAGAGCUGAAAUAUUUUUGCAAGAAAUGCGAGAUGGCAGUUUGCCAAACCUGUGUUGUGAUAGAUCAUGCAGGUCACGCUUUGGUGAGCAUAGAUGAAGAAGCUGAAAGAAGAAAGAUUGAAAUCGAAUCACUGCUUAAAGCACAGAAACGCAGUUUACAAGAAAAGAUGAACGCUCUUGAUAAAAUUGAUGAAGAAUGUGCUAAAAUAAUAAAACAUCGCGAAGACGUGAAAAGAGAUGUUCAAAAGUUUGUGGAUAAGUUAAUUGCAACUAUUGAAUCGAAGAAGGAAAAUAUCAUAGCGGCAGUAGAAAACGAAGCAAACGAAACUGUAAUCGCGCCAAAGAAGGAGAUGGAGAACCAGCUCGCCUCAUUAGAAUCAUCAUUAGAAAGAGCUGAGAAACUGUUAUCGCAGGGUGCUGAUAUCGAUGUCGUUCAACUGAGUCAAUUUAUGGAGUCCAUGCUCUUCGACGAGGCUGAUCAGUUACAGCCAGCAGACCGUGAUCUUGACAGGCUGUCUGCUAUGGUUUUCGUGGGAAAUGAAAGUUUAUUGGAAACUAUCAGCACCGAAGGAAUAGGAACAUUGCAGCUUCAUGGUUUCAAAUUGACUGAUUCCUCGAAAACACUACUUUGCACACUGGCGUCUAAGAACGACAUGGAUAUCAAAACGUUGCUUCAUAACCUUCGCGAAGAAGUUUCGUGUUCAGUGUGUACUACCAUAUUCACGGAUCCGAAACAGCUCCAAUGUUUACACAGUUUCUGCCUGAAGUGCUUGAAGCAAUGGCACAGAACAAGUCAUGGCCAAGACACAAUCAGAUGUCCGAAAUGCCAAGUUUUCAACAAAUUGCCGGAAAGUGGCGAUCUGAAAGAUCUACCAACCAGUUUUUACCUGAACGGCCUGAUUGAUGUAUUAGCCAUUAAAGAAUGUAAAAACAGUCAAGUACAGUGUGGAAAUUGUGACAAGAAAAGCUCUGAGACAUCUUAUUGUUUCCAGUGUUGCAUAUUUUAUUGCCAAGAAUGCGUUAUUGGACACAACAUCAUGCGAAACAACAAUGAUCACCGUGUUCUAGCGCUUAAAGAUUUUCAAGAAAAGGACUUUGAGGAUGUGUUAAAACGACCGUCCUUUUGCACAAAGCAGCGACACGAGAAAGAAGAGCUGAAAUAUUUUUGCAAAAAUUGCGACGCGGCAGUUUGUCAAACUUGUGUUUUGAUGGACCACGCAGGUCACACCUUGGAACACUUAGAAGAAGAAGCUGAGAGGCAAAAGAUUGAAGUCAAAUCACUGACUGAAGAACAGAAACGCAAUUUACAAGCAAAGAUGAACACUGUUGGUCAGCUCGAAGAGGAAUACGCUCGAUUGAUUCAACAAGGCGAAGACGCGAAAAGAAAUGUUCAUAGAUUUGUCGAAGACGUGAUCGCAGUCAUUCAAGCCAAGAGGAAAAAUACUAUUGCAAAGGUUGAAAGCCAAACAAAAGCAUCCCUUCAAGCUUUAACAGCUGAGAAAACGGAGACUGAGAGUCAAAUAAAGAGCAUUGAAUCAACGCUGGCAAAAACCAACGAGCUUUUGACGAGAAGUACAAACGUUGAUGUCGUUCAACUAAAGAAGUCAUUGUGCGCGAUCAUUGCGACUAAAAAUGAAAACCAACCAAUUACGCGUGACCCGAAUAAAUUUCCUGCUGCAGUUUUCAUGGAAAAUCGAAAGGUGCUGGAUACCGUCAACUGCGAAGAAAUUGGAAGUGUAAUAAGUGCAUACGACAAAACGGAAGCAGGAAUGUCUGUUACGGAGGGCAAAGAACUGAGCGAAGCUUUUGUAGGACGUGAGGUAGAGUUUGUUUUGGUCACGAAAAACGCUCAAGGACAGCAAUGUUAUUUUAAACAUGACAAUGUAACAGUAGAGAUCGCUGACGAAAGACAUUUAAAAUGUGCCACAGACGUGCGAAUAAACAACAAUGAAGACGGACACUAUCAGAUCAGCUACUUUCCAAGAGAUUCAGGCAGAUUCAAGGUGACAGUCAAAGUAAAUGGAGAACAAACCCUCGGAAAUCCUCUGAUUGUGCAGGUAAAACAGUUUCAGUUAAUACCAAUUUCAACUUUUGGAACUUUCGGCUUGGAUGUUGGAAUGUUACAUAAGCCUAGUGGUUUGGCAGUAAGUGCUAGUGAUGAGAUAGCUGUAACCGAUUCUUUGAACCACAGAGUUCAAAUCUUUAACGCUGAUGGACUUUUUUUAAGAUCUUUUGGUCGACAAGGUUACGGAAUGGGAGAGCUUAACACACCAAAAGGAAUUACAUUUCACAAAAAUGGGAAUAUUUUUGUGGCAGACAGAGAUAACCAUAGAGUCCAGAUUUUCAGUGGAGAGGGUGAAUUCCUGAGAAAAUUUGGCGGAGAAGGAAGCCUCGAUGCUCAGCUCCUUUAUCCCCGCGGUUUAUCAGUGGAUAGUGAUGGUAAUAUUCUUGUUACUGAUGUAGGUAACAAGCUAAUCAAAAUCUUUUCUCCUGAAGGAAAGUUUUUGAGAAAGUUUGGUGGGCACGGCUCUUUAAAUUUUCCCGUCCACUGCGUUCAAUAUGAUAGAUAUCUCAUAGUGUCAGACAAAGGCGACCAUUGUAUUAAAGUAUUUGACCAGAAUGGAACCUUUCAGUACAAGUUUGGAAAGCAGGGGGGAGGGGACGGGGAGUUUCAAGAUCCCUUCGGUUUGUUUGUGAACAAGUCAGGACACCUGAUGGUCUGCGAUGCACGUAAUCACAGAGUGCAGGUGUUUGAAUUGAGUGGAAAGUUCGUUGGUAAAUUUGGAACAAAAGGCACUGGUCCUGGAGAAUUGAAUACUCCAAGAUCGAUUUCAGUGCUAAAUGAUGGCCGCAUUAUUUUGUGUGAGCUGAGAAAUAAUCGCUUUCAGCUACUCACGUUUGGUGACAAAACUCCAGCUGCCUCAAGCAGAGAUGACUCGGUCUGA